This is a messenger RNA of Humulus lupulus (European hop), 2489 nucleotides long. Its product is annotated as zinc-finger homeodomain protein 6. Gene Ontology annotation, cellular component: nucleus. Gene Ontology annotation, biological process: regulation of DNA-templated transcription; regulation of developmental process. The transcript has a single exon. Gene Ontology annotation, molecular function: transcription cis-regulatory region binding; DNA-binding transcription factor activity. The coding region runs from base 1169 to 2260 and encodes 363 amino acids. NCBI's taxonomy places the organism in Eukaryota, Viridiplantae, Streptophyta, Magnoliopsida, Rosales, Cannabaceae. The record is from RefSeq and is a predicted model, not a curated record.
AUAGUAGUACAGUAGUCACUCAUAGUAGUAGAGUAGUGCAAUAAUUAGGAACUGGACCAGGGUGCAGGGUGUGAGAGAGGACUAACAUGAGGCUGUCGGUUGUUCUAGAAAGACUAAUACUUAUUGUACUACUAUACUCCUACUACUCUCACCUCAACCACACCCACAACCACAGCCACAGCCUCAACCUCAAACUCAACCAGCUUCUGCAUCAAUUUUAACCCACCUGUUCCUUUUUUGUGCAUAUAUUGCCAUGGAUUUUUCUGCCCUUUAUUAUUGGAUGGCUGCUGGGAAACACUAAAACAAAAUCUCCAUUUUCUCUCACUUCUCAAAUUAACAUAUCCCAUCUUUUUCAUCUACAUAUAUUUAUAUAUAUAUAUAUUACUUAUAUCUAAUCUCACUUUCUCUUUCUCUCUCUCUCUUUAUGUAUUUAUUUAUAUAUAUGAUCUCACUUUCAUCACCCUCCUUAUUAGUUUAUAUUAUAUGAAUGGUUAGUUUUUCACCAUAUUAUAUAUGAUAUAUACUCUUGCUGGUGCAAUUACAGCUUUGUCUCUUCAAAUCUACAUCUUAACUUAUCAGGUAAGAAUUUUGUUUUCGUUAUUUUCUUUUUCAUUUUUCUCCAGCUUUGGUAGGACCACUACUAGCUCUUCUGUUUGAGGCUUUGAGUGAUCGAAGUAUUAUUAUUAUUAUUAUUAUUUUUAUAAAAUAUAUAUAAAUAAUUUUGGGCAGAAUUAAUUUCAUUUUAUUUCAUCUAAAUCCAAACCCAUCAGCCAAAAUUAACACUCGCUCACGUAUAAACAAGUAAGGUUUGAAAUCAGUGGAAGAGGUUGGUGGGUUAGCACCCAAAAUGUCAUAUCAAAAUAAGGGGAAAAAAAGGAAUAUUUAUAAUCAUCCCUUUGAUUAGCUAGCUAGUCUUAUAAAUAUAUACUUAUAUUAUUUUAAAAUAUAUAUUUUUUCUUUUUCUCUUAUUUGUUUUGUAAUUAGGGUUGAGAAGAAGAUCCCCUACAUGUUUUGAGGUGGAUAUUUUACAUUAUUUUUCUUGAGUAUAAUAAUAGGGAUUUAGAAAGAGAGAGAGAGGGAGAGGGAGAGAGAGAGAGAAGUGUUUGGAAGAUGAGAAAAAUGAAACAAGGUCAAGGGCAAGGGUAGCUAUAAUAGGGUAUCGGAUUUAAUGGAAGUAAGAGAUGAGGAAUUAGAUAAAGAAAAAGGGAUGCGAAACACUACUACUUCUACUACUCUGGAUUAUAACUCACCCAAUAGGGACUCUUCUCCUGUGGGAUCAGAAAAAUUAAGCCAUGGCAAUCCCAUCAUACUCAACCCUCCUCCUCAUCAAACCCUAGCAGCCUUCCCCCAUAACCAAUAUAAUCUCUCUUAUCGACCAGUAAGCAAGCCCAGAAGUAGAAGUACUAGAGAUCAUCAUCAUCACAAUCAGGGGUCGAGCCCAGAUCCAGUCACCACUGUCAGCCCAACUUCGGCCACCCCAGUCGCUAGCGGAUCACAUCUCAAGACUACUGCUACUGCUACUGCACCAGCGAGCGCCGCCGUCGAGGGGGGCAUCAUCGUCGUCCCCGUUUCUUCUCCUCCGACAAGAUACCGCGAAUGUCUGAAGAACCACGCAGCCAGCUCUGGCCGCCAUGUCCUCGACGGCUGCGGAGAAUUCAUGCCCAGUGGAGAAGAAGGCUCUGCGGAUGCGUUGAAAUGCGCCGCCUGCGACUGCCAUAGGAAUUUCCACCGGAAAGAGAUCGACGGCGGCGAGUCUCAAUACGUUCCGGGGUAUAAAGAUAUCAACAGAAGAAACUCAAUAGUACUGCCACCCCAACAUUAUCAUCAUCUCCAUCAUCAACCUCAUCCUCAUCCUCAUCAUCACCCCUUCACAUUACAUGGCCUUUCGUCGACACCGGCGACCGGAGCGGGGCUGAUUCCGCCAGUGAUGAUGGCAUUCGGGGGCGGCGGUGGCUUGGCGGCAGAGUCUUCGAGCGAGGAUCUCAACGUGUUCCAAUCGAAUUACGGCGGCGGAGGAGGAAUAAGGGGGCAGCAGUCGUCUGAUGCGGCGGGUAAUUCUUCGAAGAAGCGGUUUCGGACUAAGUUCAAUCAAGAACAGAAGGAGAAGAUGAUGGAGUUCGCCGAGAAGUUGGGGUGGAGAAUUCAGAAGCAUGAUGAGCAAGAGGUUCAGGUGUUUUGCUCCGAUGUCGGAGUUAAACGACAGGUUUUCAAGGUUUGGAUGCAUAAUAAUAAACAAGCUAUGAAGAAGAAGGAAAUGUAAGCCAUCAUGCACAUCCCUAAACAAAAUUAUAUUAGUGUUAAUUGUUGAUUAAUUAUUCAUAAACAAAAAAAAAAGUAAACAUUUGUGAUUAUAUUAAGAUAAUUGAUCAUUUUUGUUACUGAGAAAAAAAAAUUAGAUCAAUGUUUAGAUUAAUUAGAAUCUCUCUUGUUCAUAUACUAUAUUAUAUAUCAUCUCUUGUAUUUGAUUAAUCACAUAAAUAUUUUCUCUA